CCGGCCGCCACUUCCGGCCGGGUGAUGGGGGGGUGGCGGUGGCCGCCGCCGCCGCCGCCGCUGCCGCCGGAGAGAGGGAGGGCGCGCAGGAGCCGCCGCCGCCCCGGGGCCGGGCGCUGCGGCACCGCCACUUAACGCUGCUGCCGCCGCGGCGGCAGGUCAAUUUUGUUGGCGGAUAGUGGAGGAUAAUGGCAGGCAAUAACCAGCUCUGCAUUCGACGUUGGACCACCAAGAACGUGGCGAGGUGGCUGAAGGAAGAAGGCUUCUGUGAAUAUGUGGAUACUUUGUGCAAUAGACACAGGCUAGAUGGAAUUACACUGCUGACACUCACAGAAUAUGACUUACGAUCCCCACCUUUGGAAAUCAAAGUCCUGGGGGACAUCAAAAGGCUCAUGUUGUCCAUACGCAAGCUGCAGAAGCAACAUAUUGAUGUCCUAGAAGAGCUGGGUUACAACAGUGACAGUCACGUUGGCACAGUGUGCCCGAGUGCUGGCUCACUACAGAGCUCAGAUUGGUUUUGUAACGGUGAAGUACCUCGGGACUAUGAUGGACCAAUUACUGACUUGAAUGGUGAUCAGUAUCAGUAUGCAAAUGGCAAAAACAAACACUCUACGCGAAGACUGGACCCCGAGUAUUGGAAGACAAUUUUAAGUUGUGUGUAUGUCUUCAUAGUGUUUGGCUUUACGUCAUUUGUCAUGGUUAUAGUACAUGAGCGAGUACCUGACAUGCAAACAUAUCCACCUCUGCCAGACAUAUUUCUAGAUAGCGUCCCAAGGAUACCAUGGGCUUUUGCUAUGACUGAAGUAUGUGGCGUAAUUCUCUGCUACAUUUGGCUGUUGGUUCUUCUACUUCACAAACACAGAUCUAUACUUCUACGAAGACUGUGCAGCCUCAUGGGGACAGUAUUCUUAUUACGUUGCAUUACAAUGUUUGUUACCUCACUCUCUGUGCCAGGCCAACACUUGCAGUGUACUGGAAAGUUGUAUGGCAAUGUUUGGGCAAAACUCCAGCGGGCAUUUGCAAUAUGGAGUGGUUUUGGAAUGACUCUGACUGGAGUACAUACGUGUGGAGAUUACAUGUUCAGUGGCCACACUGUCGUCCUGACCAUGCUCAACUUCUUUGUCACAGAAUAUACGCCAAGGAGCUGGAACUUCUUGCAUACCUUAUCCUGGGUCCUGAAUCUCUUUGGAAUCUUCUUCAUUUUAGCUGCACAUGAACAUUAUUCUAUAGACGUCUUCAUUGCCUUUUACAUCACUACAAGACUCUUCCUGUAUUACCACACGCUGGCUAAUACUAGAGCCUAUCAACAGAGCAGGAGAGCCAGGAUCUGGUUUCCAAUGUUUUCUUUUUUUGAAUGCAACGUUAACGGUACUGUUCCCAAUGAGUAUUGCUGGCCCUUUUCAAAACCUACUAUCCUGAAAAGAUUGAUUGGCUGAAGAGUGUGGGGGUCAGUUCAGAUUUGCAUGAAGUGUUAUGACUAAGAUCCUACAAGGUGAGCGGGGUGGGGGGGAUGUAAAGUAACAUUUUUCUCACUCUGUGAUCUCCUCCUCCUUGUCUUGCUUCUUAGAUUCUUAGCCAUAGAAUGGGGUUCUCGUACAUCACGGGGAUGUGUUUUGUUUUCUUGUUGCUUUGAUAGAAAACAAUGGAGGGACUGGUAAAGGCUGUCAGUGAACCAUGACUAUGAACCAGCAUAUUGCUGCCCUUAGUAAGGUUCUGUGUGAAUGUUUAAAUAACUGUAACCUCAAAUAUGUUCUUGUACCGAGUAUAAUAUGCCCUUUACAGGUCCAAAUAAUCUCCGUUACCUGACAUGCCAGCCUUUACAUAUACUGACUUAAAAAUUAGAACUUUAUGAGGAUUUUCUUUGAAAACAGUCAUAAAUGUGAUUCUGAAACAAACUCUGUGUAUACUUAAGGAUUGAGGAGUAUUGUGUCAUAAUGAGGAAAACAGUAUAGUUCCUUGCUAAAAGGGUCUCUUAACUGUUAAAUAACAAGUCUUAAAGUAUAAUUGACAGUAUAAAUGGUCUGUGUAUGGGUUGCCAAAAAUGAGAGUCUGCCUUGUGGCUAUGCAGUGAUGAUGAUUUUUUAAUGAGAGCUUAUUUAGUCUAGUCUAUCAGUUGUCUACAUGGUUGUUCUAGCACUUGGAAGUUUUCCCUUUUGUGUUUAAAUAAAUGAGUUAAAGUAAAUGCUACAUCCAAUGACAGUAAAGUUAAUUUAGCUUUAGUGAAUUUAAAGCCACAAAAUAACUUUUCUGUGUGGUUUUUAAUUGCUUUAUACCCAAACCUGUGCAUGCUUUUUAGGAGCAGCUCUUUAACAUUGGAAAAACAGAACAGUUAUCUUCAUAUAUCUUACUGUCCCAUAAAUGGAUGGGGAAAAUGCAUGUAGUAACUCUUUCAGGAAAAGUAAUAAUAGUGAGUAUUGGAAAUAGUGCUCAUAUUGAUGUAUGUUUUAGCACUCUGGUGUCAACAAUAUGGUGAAUGUCUCUGGAUAUAUAUAUACACAGUAUAUUUGUUUAUAUAUGUAUAAAAACACACAGAGUAUAUGUUCUUCUAACAAACAUGAAAAGAGACUAGUUCUUAAUUUAAGUUGCUCAUUUACUACCCUCAGAAAAUAUCAUAAGCAGUUGAGUUUUGGUUGUUUUUCAAAAAAAUAAAUAAAAAAGAACCACAACAAACCCCCCCAAAAAACCCCAAACCAACACUCUGAGUCCAUAACACGUAAGCAAGGGUUGCGCCGUUGGUGAGGCCUUCUGCAUGCGGUGGUUUGUAAGGGGACAGUGCUGACAUUGGCUGUAGAGACUUGCAAUUAGAUUUAUGCUAGAUGGAAACUGAUAGGCAAAAGGUGAUAAUCAGAAAAAAAUAUUAUAGACCUUUUGAUUUGGUUACUGGAAUUCCAGAAUAAGUGGUGUGUGCAAAAGGUGGUGUAAGUCAGCCUUGGAAAGCCACUGGAAGCAUUUCCAGCUUGGUACAAGCUGACUUAAUGGCCACAACGUACUUACGUUUGCCUGGAAAAUAAUCCCUUUGGAAUUUUGCAAGAGAGUUUUGUAUUUGGAGGUUUGUACCCUUCUGUGGGCUACUCCUUGCUGCACCGUGUUCCUUUUAUAAACCUGGAUUGUACUAAUUUGACUAUCUUCCACUCUUAGCAGUAUAUUACUUUUGUAACUUAAUUUAGCUCCUAUUCCACAGAGGAAUUGUGCCUCUCGGAGUAUCUCUGCCAACUGUAUUGAGCACACAUACACUGUACGAUUCUGCAGACUUUUAUAUUUGUAACAUUCCAAUUUUUAAGCAAAAUUGCAAGUGUAAUACUAUAUUGUUCAAUCUGCCAUAGCCCAAUGGCUCUUCCCAUCUGAACUGGGGGAGUAUGCCUACACUUAAGGAUAAGAUUUUCUGAAAGAUUUAAAGACUUCUCAUUUGCUGUCCUUGCCUUUCUGAUUUCAGAAAGGCAAUUUGAACAUUCCUCUUGAGACUUUAUAAUGAAAGAGCUCUAUUUGUUAAUUUAUAUUUGCCUUUGCAAUGCACAUACAGCUAUGAAUGCUGUUUUUUUUUUAAACUCUAGGAAAGCAUCUGUUCUCAGGAUGGGCAGGAUCAUAUUGUGAGUUGUAGCAUGUGGAGAGGGAUGCAAUUAAACGUUCAAAGCUAUUGAUUCUGAAGAGAACCAUGUCAGUACGAAGUGGCGUAGCUGUAUCUAACCUGAAAAAUUAUUUUGCAACUUAGACAUGCAGGAGAAUUUUCAAGUACAGCCCAGUGUAACAAUGUUUACAUAAAGUAAAGCUAUCAUUUCAAUACUUUUUUUUUUAAAAGAAGUUCAUGUACUUUGAAACGUAAGGCUUCUCUCUUUGUUCUAAUUUAAUUUUUCAAAUUCUGUUAAGUAAAUCUGUGUUUUAAAUCAGCAUUGCCUAUCAGUGUUUUUUAAAGGAAGCUUGUUCUUCUGUGCUGUUCCUCUUGAUGCUAAAUAUCUGAGUCCAAGACAAAUAAGGUUGACUUUUGUGAGCAUUGAAGUGGGUUAAAGCAUUGUCAAGAAAAUUGUCCUCUUCAUUUGGGAAGUUAAUUUUGUCCUUCAAAAAAUAUGCAAGAGGAAUGCUUGAAAUUGAUAGAAGAAAAAAAAAAAUCUUUGACAUGCAGAAGAGCACAGGUCAUUCUGUAAAGCUGAUGAUGUUAAUUAUUGUUAAUUAGAUGGAAACAGUUUGCAAGUGACUGACAGGCUUAAAAUUCUGUACCUCCUUUUCAAAAAGUCAGUGUUUUAAAAGCAUUUUGCUGUUUCUCUGCUGCUAACAGUCCUUUUUAAGUAAAGGCAGGAGAGAAGCGUUGGGCGUUGGAUUUAAUGCUGAAUGUGUUCAGGGUUGUCCCCAUCCCCCGUGUUCACACACCGGUCUUUUUGCUGUCCUUUAGCUUCCUGCAUCUGUUUUGUGCAAAGUCAUCCUCUGUGGUCCGUGGGAGCACACACGUAACCUGGAUUCAGAGAAGGGAAUUAAAUCUGGUAAUAUUUGAGAUUUGAGGAUAGUUUUCAGCUCUUCCUUAUUAUCGGUUUGGAGAUGUGUGCACGUUUCUGAAAGCGAUAGACAGAGGCAAUCUCCCCUCCUUUUAUUCCUCCCCUUCUGUUUUUCCCUUGUACCUUGUGCACAGCUUCUUAAAAUAGCUUUCCUAGGGUUUUUGCCUUUAGUUUUUCCUUUCUGGAAGAUCCCUUAAACUAGUGGUUUUAUGACAUUACACCUGCAUACAGAAAUACUUUCAUAGAUGGGUGUUUUAGCAAAUUAUGAUCCCACUGACAAAAGCUUUUGGAAGGAUCUUUAAGGAAGGUUCCUCCAGCUGUUCCUGAAUAAUGAUACAGAAAACUUCCGUAUAUGUUAAUUAUCUUCUUGUCCUCUGGCAAACAACACUUAUGACAGAGUGUUGGUAUGGAAAUGUGGGUAGGCCUGAAGUGUUUAAAUGUCCAAGACUAGCAAGAAUUGGCUCCUGUAAGUAAUACUGCUUGUGAUAAAGCAAAUGACAUGCUUCACUUUAAGGAAAUCACUAAAAUACUGAGUUCAGUGAGGGUUACCGUUUGAGUGUUUUCUUGGAUAAGGCCAAGUAGCAGCUGUGUGUGGUAAAUUCCAGUAGAAUUUCAAAGAAAUUACUACUUAACUGGAUUCUGAGAGAAUAAACAUUUUAAAAAAAAAAGCAUCAUAAGAAACUCUUGAUAGUUAGCUGCCAUAAGAAGCAACUCAGUUAAAUGAUUUGAAAAAAAAAAAAGUUGUUUUUGAUGCAAGCAUGUUAAAUAAGGUUAUUUAGAAGUAUUGAAACCCCUCAAUGAGGACAAAAGCACAGGUUCCUGUAAUCUUCUUUUCUCUAUGACUGUGUUGCACGUAGCGCCAAAAAGAGUAUCGGAGGGAGGGAAGUGUUGAACUCAGACAUCAAUACAAGUAUUUUGCAAUCUUGUGUUUUGUUUUUUUAAGCAGUGCUUGCGUACUUCAGAGUGGCAUUUGUUCCUUAUUUUUUAGCUGGGUUUUCUGGUGUGCGGGAGUGCACUCGCUUUUCAAGCACCAAAACUAUGGUGGAGCUGAGUCUUAACGUUUGAAGAAAUAGCAGAUGUCUUAGGAAAAAAAAAAAGUAGGUAUUGUUGACCCGGAGAAUAAGAAAAGUAACCUAUAACGACUAUGCUAGUUUUUCAUCCUGUCCAUGUAGUUUCUGCUGAAGAGAGAAUUCUGGGGAGAAUUUGUAGUAAUCUAUAGACAAUAUUGGUUUUUCUGCGUUUUUUGAAUAAGCUAGGAUACUUUUAUAAAAACUUAACCUGUAACUACAAAGCCCAUCAUAGUCUUGUCAAGACGGAAGUGUAUCUGGCAGGAGUCCUAGCAGGGAGCCAGCUUACCCUCGGAGUUAAUUUGCAUGUGUGGACUUAAUCAGCCCAGGGUUAAUUGGUAGGCCACUGAUGAUUCAUACAGAUCACUAUUGCUGAUGUAUAUUUGACAUUGUCUCUAUUCUAAUUGAAGCAGUAUUUCUGGGGGGGGGAAAAAAAGCCCUUUGGAGUGAGCCUGCUGAUGUUGUCUUCGUUCCAUGAAGAAAAGCAGCCCCUCACAACCCUUCCAACACAAUAGUAUUGUGAACUCUGAACCUUCCUAUAGCAGUUUCCUGCAUAUUUGCCGCUUGUAUCGUAGGAAAUUUACAGUGAGUAUUAUGUACAUAAUUCAGUGACAUGCACAUUUGUAAAGUCAGUUUGUAAUAGGUGUGUAAUUCCUUGAGGUGAUAAAUGUGGAGCACGAUAACCUGACCUGUUAGUCUAGUGACUGCAUAGUUAGAAAGACUAACUGUAACUUAGUUUUCCUCUUUCAAUUCAGUUUUGUCAAAUAGGAGAAAUUUGUCAAAUGUGAGAAACCACAAACUGCAUUGUACAUGGUACUUAACAUAAUAGGGAUGUAGAAACAUGACUUUUCACACUGAACAGUGACUUCAGUUUUGUUCCAACCGAGAAAAUAGUAUUACCUAAUGGUUAGAAGGUAUGCCAGUGAAGUUUAAAGUGAGUACUGUAAAUAAGUAAAUAUUGUUUUGAUUCUAAACUCAGAUUGAAUUAAUAUAUUGUUUUAUAUCUUUGUUGUAUUAAAACAUAUUUAAAAGUACUAAAAUAAAAUAUUUGAAAGAUGA
Molecule: messenger RNA, 6610 nt
Organism: Calidris pugnax (ruff)
Lineage: Eukaryota; Metazoa; Chordata; Aves; Charadriiformes; Scolopacidae
Gene: SAMD8
Product: sterile alpha motif domain containing 8
Exons: 6
Coding region: 189-1436 (415 amino acids)
Biological process (GO): ceramide biosynthetic process
Cellular component (GO): endoplasmic reticulum membrane; Golgi membrane
Molecular function (GO): sphingomyelin synthase activity; ceramide cholinephosphotransferase activity; protein binding
Source: RefSeq, a predicted model, not a curated record